AUGAGCGUCAACUGGGUGAUGCGUAACCAGGAAGGCAAUUUCGUCCUUCUCCCAGGCGAAAGACACAUCUGGCGAUCUUCACCUCGCACAGCCUUCUCCCUGACUAGUCCAAGAUCGUAUCCCGGGCAAAAUCCGAUAAAUAUUCAGUGUACGGCCGGAGUCCUGUACUUGACCAACCAGCGCAUCGUCUACCUACCGGAGAAAGUCGGGCCAGACUUUCAAUCGUUUUCGGCUUCACUGCUCAACCUCCAUGACACGCACACAGUACUGCCAUGGUUUGGGCCUAAUGCGUGGGUGGCUAUUGUCGAGCCUGUCGCGGGAGGCAAUAUUCCGCAGGAACAUCACAUUGAAUUGAAAAUCACUUUCAACGACGGCGGAGCUCCGGAUUACUCUGCAAACUUCGAGAGAAUCAAAGAGCGCUUGCAGCAAGCAGUUGAUGUCGCACGCGAGAGCAACAUGAACGGCAGACCCCAGGCUGGGGUGGCGGGCGUCAACCUAGAGUCGGUUCAUCUGGAUCAACUCCCGACUUACGAGAGCUCGGCUACGGACAGGAUGGCUCCAGAAGCGUCUCAAGAACUAGUGCAGACAUAUCCAACUAGAAGUGCAGCGCCGCCGACCGGAGGUGCUGGGCUGUCUCAGCCAGAAGCACCAGCAGAGGCACCUCCAGGGUACGAGGAAACGCAGCAAAGGAGCGUUCAGGAGGAGCUGGAUCGUAGAUUCGCGGCCUGA
Messenger RNA from Cyphellophora europaea CBS 101466, 729 nucleotides. RefSeq lists its product as uncharacterized. NCBI's taxonomy places the organism in Eukaryota, Fungi, Ascomycota, Eurotiomycetes, Chaetothyriales, Cyphellophoraceae. Gene Ontology annotation, molecular function: chromatin DNA binding; transcription coactivator activity. Bases 1 to 729 code for a protein of 242 amino acids. The transcript has a single exon. Gene Ontology annotation, biological process: positive regulation of DNA-templated transcription. Gene Ontology annotation, cellular component: nucleus. The record is from RefSeq and is a predicted model, not a curated record.